Messenger RNA from Lithohypha guttulata, 2130 nucleotides. RefSeq lists its product as uncharacterized. Bases 1 to 2130 code for a protein of 709 amino acids. The transcript is spliced from 3 exons. The record is from RefSeq and is a predicted model, not a curated record. Gene Ontology annotation, molecular function: zinc ion binding; DNA-binding transcription factor activity, RNA polymerase II-specific; acetyltransferase activity. NCBI's taxonomy places the organism in Eukaryota, Fungi, Ascomycota, Eurotiomycetes, Chaetothyriales, Trichomeriaceae. Gene Ontology annotation, biological process: regulation of DNA-templated transcription.
AUGACUUCAAUGAUUGCGACAAUGCCGUCCACGAUCAACUCUAGCAGUAUAGAACAUCGCCGUAAUGGUUCAGAGGCUGGUCCUCGUGGUUUCACUGCCGUCAACAUACCCUCUCCUCCGAGGAGUCGUGAAAGCAGUGCAGGUAGUCCUGGAGAAUCUCCUAGACAUGGCACUGUAAACCCAGGCCGUAACAGCAACACUUCGCAUCCUUACAUGAACAACCAUGACAUGGCACAGCGCAAGAGACGUCGCUCAGCAUCUCCUACUCAGGACCCUCUUUCGCCGCCCCGUCGCUAUGACUACCAUCCUCCACGAAAGGUAGAUGCGCAGCAGCAGCAGCAACAUCUGGCAGAUCGAGCUUUGCACGUUUUGGACGCGACUAACCAGCACCAAGCCCAUAGCUACUACUCGACUACACCUAGUGGGCAGGAACGUCCAAGCUAUGGUUACGAUAGAGCAUAUAGUGGCAUGAACGGAAAUCAUUCGCCUGCUCCACUUCCCGAGGAUGGACGCAUGUCAGAGGCCUAUUCUAGGGAGCCAAGUGAGCAGCACUAUGCUAGUUCUGCAAACGAUGGUGACCAGGAUAAGCAAGACGAUGGAAAUGAGAGACCCUCACCGAUACAGACUGGUCAGAAGCGGAAGAGGAACUUUAGCAACCGCACCAAAACUGGAUGUACGACCUGUCGCCGACGGAAGAAAAAAUGCGACGAAGCACGACCUCAAUGCAACAACUGCGUCCGUGGCCAGUUCGAAUGUGGUGGGUACCCGACGAAUGCCACACGACCGACCAGUUGGGUGAAACAACCACCUCAGAAACAGCCAAUUCUUCUGCAAUCGAAAGAGAAUGACGAACCGGGCUCGUAUGAUGGCAGUGAGACGCCCAUCUCAGCACAUCCCUCCGGUACAGAUAGCUCCCAUAUGAGGCAACAUUUGGCCAGGGACGGCCAAGAUCAGCCACGUCCACAGCACACCUCGAAUCCGGCCGCGCUAGCCGAAUCACGACCAGCCUACCUUAGUCAACCACAACACCAGACUGGGUGGUCUCAACAUCAAAACCACAACCAUUCACCACUGAGUACAUACACAGCAGAUCAGCUUCCACCUCUCGCUGAUCUUGCACGUCCUGAACCUCACUCAACACCUCAGAGACAAGCGUACGCUAACACUUCACAAAGUGAGAUGUCACGACCACCACCACAAUCGCAUGCCGCAAGUCUGCCGCCGACUACAAUGGCUGGACCACCUCAAUGGCAACAACAACAACAACAACCACCACCUCAACCUCCACCUCAGCCACCUCAAGCAGCUUAUCAAGCUACACCACCACAACAACAGGAAUAUGCCUCUCGACCUCCAUACCCUCCACGUAUCAAUACCACUCAGCCACAAUAUGGUCCAGAAAGUGGGAAGAUGCAGACUGCCAACACAGCCACGACGGCAAGCGCAGCCUACUCGUCCUACGACUCAAAGCCAGGUUCUCGAGUGUUCCUAAACGAGGACGUAGAGCGCAGCAAGAUGCUUCGUGGUGCACCCUACAACUACUUCGACGCUACCUUGAAAGGAGAAAGACAGCGCUGUGCCAAUGCUCUUCUUCGUUACAACAAUGCUUGUCAACUUGGUUCCGGUAUUUCAGAGACCGAAACCCAAGCCAUGCUCCAGAAAGUGUUCGAUCCCAAGCUGGACACAACCUUCAACUCUUCUGCGGCUCCUCGCGUCGAGGGUCAUUUAGGUCCUGGCGUCAAGAUCGAGCCUGGCUUCCGCUGCACCUAUGGCUACAACAUACGUAUCUUCGACAACGUCUUCAUCGGCGAAAGCACGCGCAUCGACGACUCUGCCAAGGUCGACAUUGGUGCUCGUACCUGGAUUGGUGCCAACGUUACUAUCCUAACAAACGACGUUGCCAAGGACAUGGUACACCGCAAAGGCACAGACGGUCAGCAAUGCACUGCCAGGUCCGUAAUCAUCGGCGCAGAGGUCGUGAUUGGAACAGGCGCAGUCAUUCUUCCUGGCAUCAAACUUGGUAGAGGCUGCACAGUAGAGCCGUUCGCCCAUGUUAGAACGGACCUAGCAGAUUUCUCCACUCAGAGAGUCUUCUGUGGCCCGCAAGUCCCCCUUGGUGUCAAUUAUUGA